AUGAUACCGUCCAAUAGUCUCGGAUACAGAGAUCAGCCCGAAUCCAGUAGCCGGAUUCGGCUGGAGCCCUCAACUUCUGCUCCGCCAGUUGUAAGAGAUUCAGCUUUGUAUUUAAUGAGUUAAUUAGGCUUUAUGAUAAUUUUUGAUAUAAUAUUGGAUAUUAUAAUAUGUAAAACAUUAUAAACUACUAAUAAUUGGCUUUUAAAGUCUGUCAAACAAGUUAUUGUAGUCCCAGAUCAAGUUAUUAUUUUUUCAAAAGAAUCUAAUAAUCAAAAAUAGACGGAAAGGCUUAGAUUUAUAUCAACUAUAAAUUGUUAACAGUCAGAAUUUGUAAAUUGUAGCAUCCCGGACAUCACCGUGAUAAGUUAGACUUGAUCAGAGAUUCCCUGAGGCCGUUUGAGCAGAAUGACUACUCGAAUACGGUUAACAAUAACACCUACAAUGUGAUAGACGACACUACCUACCCGGUCUUUCUCGAGAAGCUUGACAGUAAUCAGAGGAUCAUGAUGAAUGCCUUGACUCAAGGUGGAUACGAUCAGGUAUGACUUUAUUCUAUCAUUCUCACGUUCAGAUCAAUGUUAUUAUUUUGAUUAGUCUUUUGUUUCACGGAAGAAAAAAAAUAUUAAAAAUCAAGAUACUAUGUAACAUACCAACCUUUACAGGAAGCAGCUUACUACGCGUUGAAGCUAGUUAACUUCAGAAGUGUGACUGACGCCGCCAAAGUGUUAACCGACCUAAAACAAGUAAAAAACCUUUUUUUUGUAAAUUCUGUGUUUAGAAAAUAUCGUUGACUGGAGUAGCUCCGUCCACUUUCUUUCCUCAGACCAAAAGCACAUCGCCGUAUCUUCUAACCAACACAAGGAGUCUUCCAGCCAACGAUACCUCUUUCUGUGUCAAUGGGUUUGAGCCUUUUGGAUACGAAAGGAAUCAGAAUCACAUCAUACGACCGGAGACUAGUUACAGGACAGAAACGUAUGUUAGUUUAACUAUAAUGCACAAUUAUAUAUAACAUAUUUUUAUUUUUUUUGAUGAAGUUAUUAUCAACUUUAGUGACUACCCUAACAUAUACGCUGACGAUGAGACAGUAAUCAGAAUCAGAGACUCUGCUUCAGUUCCAGUAAUACGGUCGAGGUUGAGUAGACCCAACGUGUAUGUACCUCCCAACUACGAGCAUCGUAUCUCGGCCCCAGCAUCGUACAAGAACCAGACUGAUGUUCAGAUGAUGACAGCAUCUACCUCGAAGCUCAAGGUGACGGAGAACGACAGAAAAAGGUCCGUCUCUCCGUUGCCGCCUUCUGUAGCACAAAAGCUGCGGAAUAACACAUACGAGAAGAUGGUAAAGGGAUGUAAGGCUGCCAUGUUCAGGUUCUUCAUGGAGCAACACACGGAGAAGCUGAUACAACAGUGGAAGGAACGGAAUCAGAGGGCACUUCAGGUAGGUUAACGUUUUGAUUGACUACAUUAUACAAUAGAACAUCAUAGUUUAAGUUUUUAGAUAAACUAUUUUCAUUUGUUACGUUGGGAAGCAAUUUGAAUCCAUUCUUUCAGCUAGCCAAAGACAUGGAAGCGGUCAACUUCUCGGAGAACAUGAGGGAUAAGAUGGUCAAGUUUCUACGUCAGAAGGAAUCCAGAUACAUCAGACUGCGACGGCAGAAGAUGAACAAAGGCAUGUUCGAGUUGAUACGCCAUAUUGGAGUAGGUGCCUUCGGAAAGGUGACCUUAGUCAAGAAUGUAUGUUUUUGCACGAAAAGUUUGUAGAAGCUUUCGUAAUGUUACAGUAGUCUCUACUAUCACAUUUCGUCGAAUGUGCAUUACUAUAAGACGUUCUAUUCACUUUUCGACCAUUUUUAGAGAGAAACCGGUGAAGUGUACGCGAUGAAGACGCUGUCGAAGGAAGAUGUGAUUCAGAAGCAACAAGCUGCUCACGUCAAGGCCGAGCGGGAUAUUUUGGCAGAAGCCAACAGUGAUUGGAUCGUCAAGUUGUUCUUCUCCUUCCAGGACUCCCACAACCUCUACUUCAUCAUGGAGUACGUGCCCGGAGGGGAUCUGAUGCAGCUUCUGAUUAUGAAGGGUGUGUUCACGGAAUCUUUGGCACGGUAAGUUUUGUAUUUUUUUUGAAGAUUUAGGUACAUGUGUUACUGUAAGGCAUUCACGAUAUUCUUAAUGCUUAUGAUAUUACUGUCUGUAAAUGUGUUUUAUGGUAUUACUAUGUAUUCAUGUGUUUAUGAUGUUUUAUUUCAAUGUAUUUGUUGGUUUCAGUACGUACACGGCGGAAUUGACAUGUGCUUUAGAGUACGUUCAUGGAUUGGGUUUCAUCCACCGUGAUAUCAAACCAGAUAACAUACUGAUUGAUAAGGAAGGACACAUAAAACUGACUGACUUUGGUCUGUGUACCGGUUUACGGUGGACUCAUGACAAACGGUAGGCUUUGUUUACUACUGUAAUAAUAAUUUUUUGAAAAUUUUGUGUGGUAAUCUACUUUAGAAUAUUUAGCUAUACAGCGCCUUAUUACCCAUUGAGCAUUUACAUUUUGUGACCUAAACUCUUUUGAUCAUCUCGUCGUUAUGUUAAUUUUAUGAUAAUUAGCUAUUUCCCUUGUUUGUAGACACUACGUAAGCUACGAUGAACCCAGUAGCAUGGGCCACUUCCGUGACGACUCCACCAACUCGCUACACAAUCCGUCGCUCGGGAGGCAGAAGCCUAAACUACUAGAAUAUAGACAGCGGAAGAAGAGGAACCAGGCCAACUCCAUGGUGGGCACAGGCAACUACAUGGCUCCAGAAGUCAUUGAGAGGACGGGGCAUACUCAGUUGUGUGACUGGUGGUCGGUCGGAGUCAUCCUGUACGAGAUGGUGUACGGUAGACCACCGUUCCUGUCAGAAUCUGAUAAUCCUAUGGAUACGCAACACAUGGUGAGGCUCUUACUGUAGUAAUUUAAUGUUGACAUUAUGUAACACUGUUUGCUUUAUGAAAAAAAAUUUACAUCAAUUUGGUUACUGAAUAUGAAUUUGUAGUAGACAACGUCAUAGCAACUUAAUUAGCAUUGCUUACAGUCAUCCUAACUUUCAGAUAGUGAACUGGAAACGUUACCUAGACCUGCGUAACCCAAGACUGAGCCGGGAAUGUGUAGAUCUGAUCGCGUGGCUCUGUUGUGAUCAGAGCGAUCGCCUCGGGAAGAACGGAGCGGCUGAGGUCAAAGCUCACCCCUGGUUCAAAGGCGUCUUGAUCGUAAGUAAUUACUAGCUAAGCGGACCCUAUUACUCUGUUUGUGUUUGAACAACUAGCUUUCAGAAUGGCGUCGUUAUGAAUCCGGUCGAUUUCCACCGCCUGAGAGAGACUCGACCUGAGUUCGUGCCUCGAGUCGAGCACGCUGAAGACACUUCCAACUUCGACACCUUCGAAGUGAAUUCGGAUGAGAUCUUCAGAGAGAACGGGACCGAGGGAACCGCCUACAACCCGGCCUUCUUCGACUUCACCUUCAGACACUUCUUUGCCAGUGACGGUAUGAACAAGCUGCUUCACCCGACCAGUCGCUCGCAACAACGCCCUAGUCUAGCCAAUAUUAUCCAUUCCCCAAACAAAAAUGCCGAACCAGGCCAGUCCGAGAGGAUGGUCAGUCAGCCUCUCCACCCCAUCUUUAACAAACCCUUGAGGAACGGGCCCAGCUCUCAGCAGACGGCCCUAUACUCAACUUAUAUGAGUUCUAGUUCUUCCAACAUGACACGUGCUGUUCCACAGUACGAUACUCUACAAGAGGCGGACGAAGACGAUGCUACGGGACACUAA
This is a messenger RNA of Bursaphelenchus okinawaensis, 3786 nucleotides long. The record is from the annotation of a GenBank genome assembly. NCBI's taxonomy places the organism in Eukaryota, Metazoa, Nematoda, Chromadorea, Rhabditida, Aphelenchoididae.